AUGAAUUCCUCUCUUUUUUUUCUCUCUACCAUUCAGUUCCUCUCUUUUUUUCUCUCUACCAUUCAGUUCCUCUCUUUUUUUCUCUCUACCAUUCAGUUCCUCUCUUUUUUUCUCUCUACCAUUCAGUUCCUCUCUCUCGGCCUGGUGUCUCGUGCCACAUAUGCUUCGACUGAACGUCUCCACUCGGCCCUGCCCCAAGAUACCGCUCGUGCCUCACCCCUUGUUCACCACUUCACCAAUCGCCAUGUCGUUCUUGAAAAGAAAGAAGAGAGAAAAAAUAUUAUAUUUUAUUUCUUCUUCUUCCUUUUCUUUGUAGAAGAGACUAUAUCUUGUGUCUUUCUUUCUUCUUUACUCUUCUUAUUUAUACCUUUUCAAAAAAAUCUUCUCCAUCCAAUCCCCCACCCAUUUACUUGUUUCACAUCAGUCUUUUGUGAAUAUUUUGUAUCUUUGUUUGAGGGGGAUAAACUUUUUUUUUUUUCUUUCUUUCUUUCUUUCUUUCUUUCUUUCUUUUUAACACUUUCCCAUCACUCCAGACGGCCCGCACCAUCCCCCCCUUUCCCCCAGUUUUCUUCUUGCCUUCUUUCCUUCAUUUUUUCUUUUUCCCUUCUUUUUUUAUUUAUUAUAAGCUGUUUCUCUGACACGAUGUUUCCAAGUACAGAUUUUUCUGUCUUUCUUUAUCUCUUGUUUGUUUUUAUCUUCUUACUCCUGUUUGUCCUUUCUUUCUUUCUUUUCUUCUUUCUUUCUUUCUUUCUUUCUUCAUAUUUCGACCAGAGCCUUUCCUUUCCUUCUUUGUAUUUCUUUCUUUAUCAUUUCCAUCUCAAUCUCUACAAAUCACCCCAAAACAUUCAUUCCUUUUCCCUCGUCUUUUUUUCUUGGUCCGAUCAACUUCCCACCUCUUUUUUUAUCUAUCUAUCUAUCUAUCUAUCUAUCUAUCUAUCUAUCUAUCUAUCUAUCUAUGCCAGUCUUUUCAUUAUCUAUCUAUCUAUCUAUCUAUCUAUCUAUCUAUCUAUCUAUCUAUGCCAGUCUUUUCAUUAUCUAUCUAUCUAUCUAGCUAGCUAG
This is a messenger RNA of Acanthosepion pharaonis, 1059 nucleotides long. Lineage: Eukaryota; Metazoa; Mollusca; Cephalopoda; Sepiida; Sepiidae. The record is from the annotation of a GenBank genome assembly.